AAAACAAUUUGUAAAAUAUACCGCAUGCAUGCUGACGAAAUAAUUUAGUUAAUAGUUACAACUUCACUUAUGGCGCAAUGGAGUCUGCACGGCGGAAAUGCCUGGAAAUUAUUCUGCAGAACACCUUGGUGAAAUUGUAUCAAAAAGGUUUAAGUGAAGAAUAUAAACAGGUAGAAGAUGUUGGACCCACUCCUGGUGAUGCCUGGGCCCAGCAUGAUGCGAUGGUCAGCAGAGGACUAUGCGAGGCAGCUGUUAAAAACAGUGAAAAGAAUCGAUACUGCAAUCUUUUCCCCUUUGACUCGGAUCGAGUGAAACUGCAGGUUCCGAAAGAUAAAUCAGAUUAUAUCAACGCUAGUUGGAUUAAAAUUCCUGGAGUAGAGAUCAGGUUUAUCCUAACAAUGGCUCCGCUUCAUCCCAGUAGCUUCAGUUCCUCCCGUCCUGUUGAUUUCGGGAUGAAUAGCUCCGUAUCAACUUGUGCUGACUUCUGGAGAAUGGUUCAACAAACGGAUUCAAAAAGGGUUAUAAUGCUGUGUAAGAUUGAGUCUGGGUAUACAGGCUGUGCACAGUACUUCCCAACGGAACAAGAAGAAUUGGUGACCUUCGAUGAGUACAGUUUAACACUGGACAAGGAGAUUAGCCAGGAAGAUGUUUCUGUGGACAGAACCUUGAACCUGACCUGGGACGGAAAUUCACGCAUGAUAAACCACUCCCAGUUCAACCUUUGGCCCAACUAUGGAGUUGUAGAAAAUGUUUCUCAGCUCGCGGAUUUCGUCAAAAAGAUCUUAGAUGCAACCCAAGUUUGUGAAGGUCCAGUGAUAGUGCAUUGUUCUGGUGGUAUAGGACGGAGUGGAGCCUUUACAUCAAUAUUAUCCGUCCUCUAUCUUCUAAACAAAUAUGUUGAGACUGGUUCAGCUGAGUGUCUGUCUGGGAUCGUGUUAAACGAGGAGAUCUGCCUGGUAGAGUUGGUCAGGGGGAUGAGGAAGCAGAGACAUCCCUGGAUGGUGGAGGGAGAGAAACAGUAUCUUCUUAUAUACUCCACUGUACUCCAUCUACUCCAGGAGAUGCUGAAGGAGUCCUAAACAGUAUCUUCUUAUAUACUCCACUGUACUCCAUCUACUCCAGGAGAUGUUGAUGGAGUCUUGAACCGUAUCUUCUUAAAUAAUCCACUGUACUCCAUCUACUCCAGGAGAUGUUGAUGGAGUCUUAAACAGUAUCUUCUUGUAUACUUCACUCUACUCCAUCUACUCCAGGAGAUGCUGAUGGAGUCCUGAACAGUAUCUUCUUAGGAGAUACUAAUCAAGUCCUAAGGAAGUGAAAGAGUGUCUUCUUAUUUCCACCACUGAAGGAAAUGUGCAAAUAGUUUUACAAAUCAGUUAUAUAUACAUAUAUAUAUGUUACAUGUAUUUAAGGUCUAUUCUUAAUAAUUCUUACGUACUUGAAAAUGCACAAUACUCACCUGAUUCCGUCCAACCUAGUCAAAAUUUCGUAUAUUAUUACAGUAGUUUAUAUAAAUUGUUAUAUAAUUUGGAACAUAAUUACUUCUAGUCAACAGACAAAGGUGUAAAGGGUGCCGUUGGGAAUUGAACUUGUCCCUCUCUAAAUGUAGAGUCACUUACAAUUACGUCAACAGUUCAUUUAAUAACUGCAACAGUUAACCCUUAGAUUUAUUUCUUAGCUCAAGUAUAACCAUAAUUUUACACCGUUUUUAUUCCAUAGUUGUUAUAUAUAUAUCGUACCUUAUCAUCUCGGCACAUUAAAUUUACAUUAUUAAAUAUUUC
This is a messenger RNA of Eurytemora carolleeae, 1778 nucleotides long. RefSeq names its product tyrosine-protein phosphatase non-receptor type 1. Gene Ontology annotation, biological process: protein dephosphorylation. Lineage: Eukaryota; Metazoa; Arthropoda; Copepoda; Calanoida; Temoridae. Gene Ontology annotation, molecular function: protein tyrosine phosphatase activity. The transcript has 6 exons. Bases 78 to 1079 code for a protein of 333 amino acids. The record is from RefSeq and is a predicted model, not a curated record.